This is a messenger RNA of Homalodisca vitripennis (glassy-winged sharpshooter), 1257 nucleotides long. RefSeq lists its product as uncharacterized. NCBI's taxonomy places the organism in Eukaryota, Metazoa, Arthropoda, Insecta, Hemiptera, Cicadellidae. The transcript has a single exon. The coding region runs from base 1 to 1257 and encodes 418 amino acids. Gene Ontology annotation, molecular function: DNA binding. Gene Ontology annotation, cellular component: nucleus. The record is from RefSeq and is a predicted model, not a curated record.
AUGAGUGCUAGUGGUUCUUUUGUGCCCCCGUUGGUAGUUUUCCCUAGAAAAAACAUGAGUGAACAACUUACAAAAGGAGCUCCAGCUGGAACUAUCUUUUCCACACAUCCUUCAGGAUGGAUUCAGACAAAUUCUUUCACAGAGUGGUUUCGACAUUUCAUUAAGUUCUCCAAUCCCACCAAAGAAAAACCUGUGCUCUUGUUGCUGGAUGGGCACUUUAGCCACACCCAAAACAUAGAUUUAAUUGACCUGGCAAAAGAAAAUCAUGUGACCAUUCUUUCUCUGCCUCCCCACUGCUCUCAUAAACUCCAGCCGUUGGACAAGACCUUCAUGGGUCCUCUGAAAAUCCAUUACAGUGAUGAAAUAAGACAGUGGCUCAGAAUUAACCAACGUCCUGUCACCGCGUUUGAUGUGAUGGAGUUAUUUGGUAAAGCUUACAUCAAAUGUCAGAGAGCUGAAGUAGCGAUCAAUGGUUUUAAAGUAACUGGGAUAUGGCCAUUGAACAAAACAAUAUUCUCGGACGCUGAAUACAUAGAAGAAGCUAACAAACAAAGAGAUUCCUCUUUUUAUGAAGCUGUAUUGAAGAAAAAUAAACCUAAAGGCACAAACCUAAGCCCACCAAUAAAUCAGAACCAAAGUACUUCGAAUGAACAAGGUGGUUUUCAAGAGAUCGAUUUAAAUAGGCCAUCAGCAUCAACAAGUUCAGUAGUUGGUUAUCUUCCUUUGCCGGAUGAAGAACUCGAGAUGAGCCCUGCCACAUCUUGUCAGAUCAGCCCAUUUGACAUAACCCCACUUCCACAAGUCAAGAAAAGAACGUCAAAUAGAGGACGAAAAGCCUGCAAGUCUACAGUCAUUACUUCUACUCCUUAUAAAACUCAAUUAGAGGAGGCCAAAAAAGCUAAAGAAGAGAAGGAAGCACAGCAAAAGGCAAAGAACCGUAUUACUGGAGGAUGUCGGGGGAACCGGAAGAAAGGAAAACAACUGGUUAAGAAACGUCUUUCUUUUGAUGAACGGGAUGAAAAAGUAUCCGGCAGUGAAGCAGAUGAGAGUGUCUCAUCCGGAAAUUCAGAACUCGAGGUACCUCCUGGUGUAAUUCCAGCCAAAGAAGACGACGCGGCUUGUAUGUUUUGCGACAGAAAGUUUUCAGAGGACAAUAAAGGAGAACUCUGGGUAAUGUGUAUCAUGUGUUCUAUGUGGGCCCAUGUAGAUUGCGCAGGAGCUGAUAAGGACAUUUAUAUCUGUGAUUUUUGCCUUUAA